This is a messenger RNA of Toxorhynchites rutilus septentrionalis, 2094 nucleotides long. RefSeq names its product zinc finger and SCAN domain-containing protein 31-like. Gene Ontology annotation, molecular function: zinc ion binding. Lineage: Eukaryota; Metazoa; Arthropoda; Insecta; Diptera; Culicidae. Gene Ontology annotation, cellular component: nucleus. The transcript has 2 exons. The coding region runs from base 142 to 2040 and encodes 632 amino acids. The record is from RefSeq and is a predicted model, not a curated record. Gene Ontology annotation, biological process: regulation of gene expression.
AUUUUGACAACCCCAAUCAAAACUAUCGAAUAUAAAUAAGCCAAUUUUGUUGGUACUCGUCUCGUUUAAUUUAUCCUACUUUGCGUAAAUAUCGAUGAAUGAGCCUCCGUUCGGCUGAAAGUGGUAGGGGCCAGUGAAAACAUGCAGAAGAAAUCCCGCCGGGAUUGCUUCAUCCCAGGCUGCACUUCGCAGAUGGGACAAGUUAUCUUUCUGAGCGCACACAAAUCCGACGGUCUCAAGCGCUGGUGGAGCGAAUCUGUUUGGGUGCAAAAUCGGAAAAACAAAGGCAUCCCCAAAAAUACGCGGGUCUGUGAAAAACAUUUUGAGGAGAAAUAUAUUGACAGGAGCUAUAAAAUGCCCCGUCUUUUCCCGGAUGCCUGGCCGACGAAGAAUAUAGAAGAACCGAAACCGGAAGAGAUGGAAUUGUGUGCCCGACAAAGGGCUGAUGGGAAAGCGAAAUGUAGAGAUCCGAAGCUAGAGUUUAAUGCUAAGAUGUAUUGCAGAUUGUGUGGCAAGAGAGAAAAGCGGCCCAUGGAGGAUCAACUAGAUCAUUUCAAGGAUGGAGAAGAAUUUUUGCGAUUAUGCCUGGGCGAAUAUUUUUCGAGAUUAGAUCUUCCCCAGGGAAUUUGCAAUAAUUGCACAGAGUCGAUAGAAUCAUGUCUAGAAUUUUUGAGAAAAUGCGAGUUGACACAACACAAACUGGAUGUAUUGUUCAGUCGUAGCGAGGAGCUCAAGACAGAACCCGAGUGCGAACUGCUGGAGGUAGAGGAACUUAAACAAGAGAAACAGGAGCAAGACGAGCAGGAAGAGUCGGAGCACGCCCAAUUUAUAAUAACGGAAGAGGUACUAGAAGAAUCUGUGGUGUCGAAUAUAAAGGAGGAACAAUUUUUGUUUUCUGGCAAUGACCAUAAUAGUGAGGAAGACUAUGUUGCCGCAGAGGAUGAUCGAGCAAGUUCGGAUUCCACGAAUACUGACGAAGAAUACAAAGUGGAUUCUGAAGUGGAAACUGAAGGUAUAAUUGUGGAUUCUAAGCCAUCGAAGUAUUCGAAGGGAAGUUGUGAGAGUUAUAACGAAAGUGACUCGGAUUAUAAGGACUCUCCGGAAAAUGAUCCUCCCAAAAAACGGACAGGUCGCCAAGCUAGGAAAUCUAUUAGAGUCCUCGAAGAAAUGGGCACACUCGAUGUUGUGGAUGAAUUUCCUGAACCGAAACGGAGAACAAAAUCAGCAACCGAAUCAAAACCUAAAAAGUCACUUUCGGGAUCGGGAGAAAGCAGCCGGAUAUGUCCGAUUUGUGGUAAAAUACUGGUGCAUAAAGGCAAUUUCACUUCACAUUUGAAAAUUCACAGUGACAAGAAAGAUUACGUCUGUAACAUUUGUGGAAAACAGUACUACAUUCGAAGAGAGCUACAGAUGCACAUUGAAUCGUUACACGAAAAGAAAACCUUCGUUUGUAACAUAUGUGGGAUAAAGUGUGCUUGGAGGAAAGGGCUACAGAGGCAUAUGAAGAACAAGCAUUCCGAUGAGAGCUCGCUGAAACACAAAUGUACGUACUGUGGCAAAGCUUUCCUGUUGCCAAAUCAGCUUCGAUUGCACGUUAUGAAACACACAGGCGAUAGAAUUACAUGCGAGAUUUGUGGAGCUGGUUAUAGGUUCAACUAUAUGUUGACACAGCACAAAAUACGAGAACACGGCAUGGAGUUCAAGGGUGUUAAAUUGUACAAGAACAACAGUCGAUCUCGUAAAAAAGAUGAGUCGAAGCAGGCGGGUACUGCGGCUGCUUCUACGCAACAACCCGACGUUAAUCCACCGCAAGUGUUGGACUCGAAUCAAGAUUCCAUCCUGUCUUCAGAAUCGUCUCAGCCACAUCAAAUACAACAGCAGCAUUUACAGCAGCAGCAGCAGCAACAUCAGCUCCCACUCCAACAGUACCACCAUGCGGCUGCAACCCAGCUGGAACGAGUGUCCUAUUCGGCUAGUUUUGUCUAUCCUGGCGGUGUUACCCCGGCUAUGAUGCUGCCCCCUGGGGGAUAUAACGGUUAGGACAUGUAAGUCGAAUACUUUGAAUUUUAUUUGCUAAUAAAAGUUUAUUAUGGC